GGAGAAGAAACAGUCCCACAGCAGAUGGAGGCCGCUUCGAACGCCUUAUGACGCCAGAAUGCCAGUCCUAUGACGUCAGAAUGCCAGUCGAAUUGUUGAUUCGUCGAGAGAAACGCCUAGUAACGCCUUCAUCAAAUCAGAAUACUCCCUGCCGUCCCGCCCUCUGUUUUCAUUGGUUCGCCUCCCAUAGUCCGGAAGUGGAUCUGGCAUCUUUCCUUGCAUACAGCAAAGAGUGUGGAAAUAACAAGGAAUGAAGAAGGAGCAAGUGCUGAAAUGUCAGUUCUCUUCCUGGUACCCUCAUUUCAAGAGUCAAACCAUCGGAAGUAUCAUCAUUCCGCUGCCAGACAAUGUAAAAGACUAUUUGCUUGAUGAUGGGACUUUGGUAGUUUCAGGCAGGGAAGAUCCUCCAACAUAUUCUCAAGAACACAAUGAUGAAGAUGAAACAGAGGAAAUCCAGUGGUCUGAUGAUGAGGACACUACAACACUUAUGGCACCAGAAUUCCCUGAGUUUGCACUUAAAGUUGAAGAAGCAAUCAGUUCACUGGGUGGCAGUGUUUUUCCUAAGCUCAACUGGAGUGCUCCAAGGGAUGCCUACUGGAUAGCACUGAAUAGCUCACUGAAAUGCAAAUGCCUCAGUGACAUCUUUCUACUUUUCAAGAGUUCAGAUUUCAUUACUCGAGAUUUCACUCAACCCUUUAUCCACUGUAAUGAUGAUUCCCCUGACCCCAGUUUUGAGUAUGAGCUUGUACUCCGAAAAUGGUGUGAAUUGAUUCCUGGGGCAGAAUUCAGAUGCUUUGUGAAGGAAAACAAACUUAUAGGUAUUUCACAACGGGACUACACCCAACACUAUGAACACAUCUCUAAACAAAAAGAAGAGAUCUGCACGUGUAUUCAGGAGUUCUUCAAGAAACAUAUACAGUAUAAAUUUUUUGAUGAAGAUUUUGUGUUUGAUGUCUACAGGGACAGCAUGGGCAGAGUAUGGUUAAUUGAUUUUAACCCAUUUGGUGAAGUAACAGAUUCUCUACUGUUUACAUGGGAGGAGCUGAGGUCUGGAAACCGUAUGAAAGAUGAACAGGGUGAAGGUGCAGCCAUGGAAGUGGACUGUCCAUCAUUCCGUUGUACGAACAGUAAUCUCACUGUCCAGCCUAGUCCCUAUCUCAGCUACAGACUGCCCAAAGAUUUUGUAGAUCUUUCCACUGGAGAAGAUGUUCACAAAUUAAUUGACUUGCUCAAGCUGAAAAGAAAUCAGCAAGAUGAUGAAGAAUCAUGAAGUCAGCAUAAAAUUAAAGCCAGAGAUGAGGAGGCCAUAGCGUUAUGGGGGAAGAUAACAUUUUAACAGCACCAACGCUAAGAAUGUUUGCUUUUUAUUUUAACCUUACAGAACUGAGAUGCUUUCAAUCUUGUGUAGGCAUUUAAUUGAAUAAAUAUGUUUUCAGAUGA
Molecule: messenger RNA, 1440 nt
Organism: Sceloporus undulatus (fence lizard)
Lineage: Eukaryota; Metazoa; Chordata; Lepidosauria; Squamata; Phrynosomatidae
Gene: CDC123
Product: cell division cycle 123
Exons: 14
Coding region: 251-1270 (339 amino acids)
Cellular component (GO): cytoplasm
Source: RefSeq, a predicted model, not a curated record